This is a messenger RNA of Rhincodon typus (whale shark), 5374 nucleotides long. Its product is annotated as aminolevulinate, delta-, synthase 1. The record is from RefSeq and is a predicted model, not a curated record. The transcript has 8 exons. Gene Ontology annotation, cellular component: mitochondrion; mitochondrial matrix. The coding region runs from base 1008 to 2330 and encodes 440 amino acids. Gene Ontology annotation, molecular function: 5-aminolevulinate synthase activity; pyridoxal phosphate binding. Gene Ontology annotation, biological process: heme biosynthetic process; erythrocyte development; hemoglobin biosynthetic process. Lineage: Eukaryota; Metazoa; Chordata; Chondrichthyes; Orectolobiformes; Rhincodontidae.
CAUGUUCUUUAAUCCGUUCUCAAGUUGACUUGUACUCCAGUCUGAACACGAUGUAGGACAAUAUAAAAUAGCUUUCUUUUUAAGUACAGGAAAUAUUUGUAUGUCAGAUGUUUAAAAUUACACCUUGGUAUGAGAUCAUGUUCAUAAGUUGGAUGUUUGCAAAUUGGGGAGCCCCAGGAUGUAAACAGGUUAAUUACAAAUCUGGUUGAGGAGGUGGUGGUACAGUGGUAAUGUCACUGGGCCAGUCAUCCACAACCUCCUGGUGAUCUAAGUGCAGAAGUUCAAAUCCCACCAGGGUGAAUGCUGUUAAAGGGGAGGGACGGCAGUUGUGCCACACCGGUCCAGUAGACCCAGGUCCAAGUCCCAGAGGUAUGUUUGUAAACCCAGGGGAACAGGUUGAUCUGAAAGAACAUCUACACUAGAGGGCGCCUGAGCUCCAGAAGGUUUGAAGUCAGCGGGCAGGGACAGGUGCAAGGGAAUAGGGGCGGAGCAAUUUGGGGAAGGGGCGGAGAUAGCCGGGAAGGGGCGGCGUCAAGGGCUGGGGCGUGGUCGACACGAAGGUGGGGCUGACGGCGAGGGGGCGUGGUCACCACGGUGAAGGGGCGUGGCGACCGGGGAAAUCUCGCGAUACUCGGCUGCCUUGCUGACUAUUAUUACCGGCGGUGCCGCGCGGCUUCUCUUCAGUUCGUCCUCAGUGCAGGACAACGGGAGCGAGCCGUUCAGAGUCCAGUUGGUCUUUGGUGUAGGACAACAGCGGGAGAGACCGAGCUAUUUACAGUCCAGUUCGUCCUCAGUGUAGGACAACAGCGGGCGGGAUUGAGACAAUUACAAUCUAGCCUGGCCCAGUCGCACACCGCACCGAUAGCCGAGGCACAAGAAGUUGCUGGAAAAGCUCAAGCAAGUCUGGCAGUAUCUGUGAAGAAAAAAAAUCAAAAUUAACAUUUCGGGUCCGCCGACUUUUCCUCAGAACCGCUAUCCGUAGCAUUAAUAACCGUUUAAGAACUACAAUGGAGGCUGUUGUUCGUCGCUGUCCAUUCCUUUCACGUGUAUCCCAGAAUUUUCUUCAGAAGGCUGGCAAGUCACUGAUCUAUUAUGCACAACACUGUCCCAUUAUGAUGAUGAAGGCUGGAGCCAAGCCUGUAACCCGGACUGUAGCCACCUCUGCUGCUCACAGCCAACAGACCAAAGAAACCACCCCAGUGAAUGAGAAACCUACUACUUUGACUUCGGCACCAAGUGUCCCAGCUUCUCAGCUUCCCCCUGGACACCCAGUCCCUAGUGCUGGACAGACUAUUGCUUCCAAAUGUCCAUUCCUCGCUGGUGAGAUGAGCCACGGUAAGAGCUCUGUUGUCCGAAAAGCCAGUGUGGAGUUAUCGGAGGAUGUGCAACAGAUGCACGCUGUGAGAAAAGAGUUACCUGUGUCAUCUGUCAACUCGACUGUCACCAACAUCACAAAGGUAGAUGAACAAAAGGAAGUUGGCCUGCAGAGGAACCUAAAUAAGGGGACAGAGCAAAAGCCUUCAAUUUCUCAUCUCAUUCAGGAUAAUAUACCAAAAUCCAUUUCAGCUUUCAAAUAUGAUGGAUUUUUUGAAAAAAAGAUUGAUGAGAAGAAGAAAGAUCAUACUUACCGUGUCUUCAAAACUGUGAAUCGCCGUGCUGAUGUAUUUCCCAUGGCAGAUGACUACUCUGAUUCUGUGAGUGUCAAGAAGGAGGUUUCUGUUUGGUGCAGCAAUGAUUACCUUGGAAUGAGCCGUCACCCAUGUGUUGUGGGGUCUAUCAUGGACACCCUUCGGCACCAUGGUGCUGGAGCUGGUGGGACCAGGAAUAUUUCUGGAACUAGCAAGUAUCAUGUUGAUUUAGAAAAUGAAUUGGCUGAUCUCCAUGGCAAAGAUGCAGCACUGCUGUUCUCAUCAUGCUUUGUGGCAAAUGAUUCUACCCUCUUUACAUUGGCCAAAAUGCUCCCAGGAUGUGAAAUCUACUCUGAUGCUGGAAACCAUGCCUCCAUGAUACAAGGCAUACGAAACAGUGGAGUUCCCAAGUUUAUAUUUCGUCACAAUGAUGCCCGUCAUCUACGGGAGCUAUUGAGGAAUUCAGACUCGGCUACUCCAAAGAUUGUAGCCUUUGAGACGGUCCAUUCAAUGGAUGGUGCAGUCUGUCCUUUGGAGGAGAUGUGUGAUGUAGCUCAUGAAUAUGGUGCAAUAACUUUUGUUGAUGAAGUACAUGCUGUUGGCCUUUAUGGCUCCAGGGGUGGGGGAAUAGGAGAUCGAGAUGGAGUCAUGCAUAAAAUGGAUAUAAUAUCUGGAACACUGGGUGAGUAUGUUAGCAUGUGAAGAAAUGCAGACACUUUUUUUUGCUUCCCUUGAGCAGCAAAUAGUGCAUGUGAUAGCAAGCUUCUGAUUUAGAGUUUGAUUAUGAAGGUUGAAGGCUUUUUCCUAUUAUCAGCCUGUAUGUUCUUUUAAUUUUCACUUGUAUUCUGGGUAUCUAUCUCCGCAUCAUAAAGCAGUAAUGGUUUUAAGAAUCCUUUAGUGUUACAGAGGUUACUAAUUUAGGGUUGCCUUCAUUAGGGACCAGGAAGAAAAUGUUUAACAAAAUACUUCUUUAGAAAAAGAUUGAAGAAUAGUAUAAGGACAUAUUUGGGUGGACAGCUUAAAACAUUUUAAUGAACAUUUGGUCAUGGAAACAACCAUGAAAUUUAAUUCACCUUUGACAUUUUUGAAAUUUGGAUUUUCUGAUACAAGUAACCUUGGCAGUAUUUUUAAAAGUCUCUAGUUCAGCACCCUAGUGUGAGUUUACUAUUUAAUACAGUUCACUUCAGCAUAGCAAGAUGCAUCAGGCCUAUUUGGAAUCAAUUACUUAAAACUUGUUCAGUUGUCACACGUCAAGGGAAAGGCUGUUAUAACUGCAGUCACGCAGUUCAGCUCUGCACAUCCUUCUUUCAAAACAAAUCAUGCAAGGAUAUUUUAGUUUUGUGGUAAUGAAAAGCAAUGAGGCAAUAAUUUCUUUUUUAAAAAAAAAACUUCCAGAAUUGAAGAUGGAAAAUCUCCUCUAAUGCUUUGUUGCAAGUGAAAGUUUAACUAAAAAUCUAAGGCUCAAAUUUUAAAAUCUAAACCACAUAGUCACAUAACUAAAUUCUUUUGAAGUGCCUUCUAAAUUCAUGGUAGAUUCUUUCUCAUCUCCAGUUACGAUAUGGUUGCCAAGAUGCGCAAUCUGCUGGGGGCUUAUUCCCUGUGAGUGCUUUCAAAGGUUUGAUCCACCUAUAGGCUUACGACAUCAGAUAUCGUCAUUGAGAUUUGCUUGAAGCUUUUAUUUCUCCUUUGCAUGCACCACUGUUCUUUUGGCAGUUGGCUGCAAUCCAAAAGUAACUUUGCUAGGGUUCACUUGGUCAGUGACCGAAAAGAGUGUGCAUCUAUGAUUCCUGAUGCAUUUGUCUUCAGUAGCUGGUGGCAAUCCUUGGAGAACUGUGCUAGGAUUUGAAGCCAGUGGAAACAAGACCUGAUUAAUCUGUUAAAGCUUCAUUAUGCAGUGGUUAUACCUGUGGGUUUGCAAACCCACUUCAUGUGAAACCAUACCCAACUGCAUGAUGUCGGCAUGGAUUUCUUGACUUUUGCUUUUUAAAGAUAAACUACCUUUGUUAAAAAUUUAAGUCUGAAUUUAUAAUAUUACAAUGAGCAUAUGUGCAAGAAAACAUUGAAUUGUGACAAUCUCUAGCCACUGAAAAAUGUUGACUAAAUUAGCCAUGCGUGGAUGUUGGUGUCUUCUCUAGGAUUUUGGAUAGGUAUUUUAAGAAGUUACAUUUCUGAAGAGUGUUAUGUGACUUUAGAAAAGUGAAGCUUGGAAAGCAACUUAACUAGGAUGUCUUUUUGGCAUGUUCUAAUAGCAUUUGUGAUGUGAAAUCUUAAUCAGCUUUCCUCCUCACCUCCCCCCAUGAAGUUUACAUAGUCCACAAUUCAUGUAAACUAGUAAGGAACCAAGUAAAUAGAACCAUUGAAUUAAUCCGGGUCAUCGUGAAAAGGUCCUGUCCCUCUGAGAAAAUGUAUUGCCAAAAAACUCUUUCAAACCACAAAACAAUAUCCAGCCUCAUAAUUGUGUUGGAAUUUGAGGGGUGACUUGGAAAGUGAUGUAAGAGCACUCCAAGUUGCUUUUAAUCUUGAGCAAUCGGAUCAAUUUGACCUUUUUUGUAGUUGAACAAAAUGUACUUGCUAGAUAAUUUUAUGAUCUGCCACAUUUGAUUUUGAAGUAACGUGUGGUGCACUUAGAAUCUUUGUGUUCCUAAAUAAAUGAAUUUCCAUCCACCCGUUACAUGCACAAAAUAGAAAUGAAGUACCUAACAAUGUGCACGUACCCCUUAAUGCAACUUUGAGAAUUGCUGAUUUUCCUUUCAUGAGUUCAUUCUGCGUUGACAUUUGAAGUACUAUCUUGUGGAUUUUGGAUUUAUUUUUGCUUCAAAAUUGUUACAUAUACUAUAGCAAUGACCUAGAAAGCUGUUUUGCUUCAAAGAGUGCAAACAAAGCUUUUCUUUUAGUGAAAUAGCCUGAAGCCUUCUCACUUUUUAAAUAAUGGUGUCCCUUUUGGAACCAGCGGUUCAGAAUGUGUAGAUCAGUGCUGACAGCAGAAUUUUUAAAAAUCGGAAGUACAAGUCUACAAAUAAGCUAUUAUUUGGUUAAACAGUUUAAAUUGGGCAUGAAAUGCAAGUAUAAAUCCUGGAAUAAAGGAUGCCUUUAAAGGUUAUUUUACCACAAAGCAUUUUCUUGUCUCAGCAUUUGGUUUUUCAUGGAGACAUUUUUCAAAUGCUGUUGUCAAGUCACAGGGUGGGGGAUGCUUCAAUUGUGCAAUUUGCUAUUUCCACAUCUGAGAGCGCAUUGCCCAGUUUUUGUACAGCUGUUGAAUGUGCGGCUGGCUAUGAUGUAGUGAUGCCAACAGUGGGGACGACGGAAAUUGCACCACCUCACCCCAUUGAGGCAAGGUGACUCUCCGGUUGAACUAGCAAUCCGUCAUCUCCCUCUAAUGACAGAGCAGCCUAUUGUCCUCUUGAGAGUAUUGUGACCUGCAGAUCACUCAAAUUUGAGUAUUGCUGCAAUUAAUAUUGAAAUAAGGUUUCAGCAGCCUUUUUUUUGAGCAUCUUUGAACAGUGGAUACCAAGGUCCUCUGUUCAUGUGUUGAUCCCAGAUGCUGCCUAGUGGAGGGGAUAGAAGGAAGAUUACAUCCCACGUUGGAGUGGGACACCAGUCUAAUGUUCAACCUGAAAAUUAUGAGGAGCAUGUAAAUAAGUUACAAAAGCAAUUCGUACUUGCACUAUGUAGGAUAUUACUUGCAUUUUUAAAAUAAAUACUUCACUGUCCUUUUAUCUUAUCUUGUUUUGAACUGCCAGUGGAAG